AUGAAGUUCUCAAACUAUCUUACUGGCUUCGUUUCCCUGGCGAGCUUUGCCGCAGCUCUCCCCUCUAGCGUCUCGGCGCCUACCGAUUUGUUUCGACGCAGCGCCAUUGAGAUCAGGAAUGCUCUCGAGGCUGCCCAGGCCAAGGCAGUCACUCUGGGAGACCUCUUUGAAGCAGCCACAGAUGCGAGUGCCAUUCCAGGCAUCGAGACCGCAGGCGCCGACCUGGUUGCCAGCAUCAACUCAGCCGAAGAGAUCGCGGCGGCCAGCAAUGAGCUUACUCUCAUUGAGGCACUUGGAUUCGCCGGCACCGUCACUAGCCUUGAGGGCACCAUUGACGACCUCGUGUCCGUGGUGGAGGAGAAGAAGCCUCUCGUCGAGGAGAUCGACUACGUGGACGAGCUGCUCGCAUAUCUUACUGAGCUCCAGGCUGCGACCAACGCCUUUGGGGUGACGAUUCUCACAAAGGUGCCAGAUGCCGCGAAGAGCAUUGCUCAGGGAUAUAUUGACGACUUGAAUGAGACGCUCGCUGAAGUCGUUGCCUACUAUACCUCGUAA
Molecule: messenger RNA, 555 nt
Organism: Pestalotiopsis fici W106-1
Lineage: Eukaryota; Fungi; Ascomycota; Sordariomycetes; Amphisphaeriales; Sporocadaceae
Exons: 1
Coding region: 1-555 (184 amino acids)
Cellular component (GO): extracellular region
Source: RefSeq, a predicted model, not a curated record